Molecule: messenger RNA, 1539 nt
Organism: Mya arenaria
Lineage: Eukaryota; Metazoa; Mollusca; Bivalvia; Myida; Myidae
Exons: 3
Coding region: 450-1025 (191 amino acids)
Source: RefSeq, a predicted model, not a curated record
AACUAAUCAGGGUAUUCGAGCGCUGUUUUGUUAAAGCCUUUCAAUACACAGAUCCAUUGUUCGACUUAGCAACAGUGCAGGCUAUUGGUUUCGAGGUUUUGGCGAUUGGCUUUAACAGUUUAGAUCAGUAGAAAUACAUUUAUGUGAUCUGGAACGAGAUAACUGGGAUAAACAUUCAAACGUUUCCUAAUUUGUAGGUUUCUUAACAAGGACUAGAUAUAAACAAACUGGCCCUAGGACAUUAAACUUGAAUAACUGAGGAGUGAAAUUAAGUGAGAAGUGAUAGACUUAAACUGAGUGAGUGACGUUAAGUGUGUGUCUGAUUCCAGAGCCACCCCAGCAGGCAGCGUGACGCCAGGAGUACAAACCGUCCGUUCAACGCCACGACCCACACCGGGAGCCACACCCUACUGAACUUUGACUCUUGACCCCCUCUAUUCUUGACCAGCAUGGCCGACGACCGCCCGACGAAAUCAGCCUCCUCCAAACGCCACAACAAACUGUACCGCACCCCGCCGACGCCCCCUCCUGAGGAAUUUAUGAGGGAGGAAAGGGGCUUUGUUCUUGACUGUAAUGCCGUCAGUAGUAUUUCUGGUGAUUUCUCAAAGGCAAAUCCUAAACUAGGGCCAGUUAUUCCACCGUAUAAUGCUCAAAAUGAUCCGCAUGUUGCUAAUUAUUUUAAAUUUUCCGGCGUCGAUAAAACUCUUGGGAAGACUGGUCAGGCAAAGCCGGGCACAUCCAUUGACGGUCACGUGAUGGACUAUUUCGAGAAGUGCGGACCGGGACGCCAGUACGUCAGCCUCCGGAACGACGCCGGUGCAGGCUAUUCAAGUGAACUCACUGACGGCCAUUCCCAGUUCAUGCAGGGAAUCAAACCAUCGACUGGCUACAAUGGACAGUUCGGAUUCCGGAGAAAUACGCCUUGGCUUCGGCAAUCUCCGUCACCAUUCGGCACGGCAAGUCGGUCCCCGGCUCACGAGAUCACAGUGGUUUCCAGGACCAAAAGCACUGUACAGGCGAAGUGAAAGUUGGACCAGGGACCAUCGCAAAGUUAUUUGUUGAACAACUUUACUAUUACAGCAUUUCAAAGUGAUGUCAUCGCUUGAGCCUAAUGCCAUGGACGAUGUAAUCACUGCAUAUAAAAAUCAUGUAUUGAAAAAAAUAUAAGUGUUUUACGCAUUCACAAUUAGUUUUUAUUAUACAGAACGAAGGAUCGAAUUUUAAUUUUUGUUUUAAUUAAAAGAACAGUAUUUAGUUUUGUGUGUGUUUUUUUUUUUUAUCGAAAACAACACUUUAUUUUUUUAACAAAUAGUAUUUCUAUAAACAGACAUAUGUACAUUAAGCUAACCUAAUAAUUAAUUAUGGAAUGUGUUACUUGUUAGGUUAAACUCUUCCAGAUUGUUGAGUUCAGAUGUUUUGUUAUGUAGGUGUCCGGAUACUUGUUUGACAUGUGAAAGUUUUUAUUUUGACUUAUAUUACCUGAUUGAAGGUUACCAUAACUUUUUACAUGCUUUAGAAUAUAAUACAUUGUUUUAUCAA